Messenger RNA from Penicillium atrosanguineum, 480 nucleotides. RefSeq lists its product as uncharacterized. The transcript has 4 exons. Gene Ontology annotation, biological process: mitochondrial electron transport, NADH to ubiquinone. NCBI's taxonomy places the organism in Eukaryota, Fungi, Ascomycota, Eurotiomycetes, Eurotiales, Aspergillaceae. The coding region runs from base 1 to 480 and encodes 159 amino acids. The record is from RefSeq and is a predicted model, not a curated record.
AUGGCUCAAAGAGACCCCCAGUUCAACCAGAAGCUCCUCGUGGACACCACGCCGAUGCCCGACCACAUUCCCAAGGUCGAGGAGAUUGGUACCACAUCUGCUUUCCUCGCCAGCGCUUCCUUCGCCAUUGGUGCCCGCUGCCAGGCUUUCAACGAUGACUACAUGAAGUGCAAGGACGAGGCGAACGGCCGCGGCGAGUUCGACUGCUUGAAGGAGGGUCGCAAGGUUACCCGCUGCGCUGCCAGUGUCAUCAAGGACAUCAACACGCACUGCAUGCAGGAGUUCCAGGCUCAUGUCGACUGCCUGGAGAACAACAACCAGACAUUUUUCAACUGCCGUCGCCCCGAGCAGAAGCUCAACAGCUGCAUCUUCAACAAAUUGGGCCUGAAGAAGGAGGUUCCCGGAAGCCCCGAGAACCAGGUCCCUGUGUGGCAGCGGCCUAAGCAGAUGUACGCCGAGUACCCCGGCCGCCAGUUCUAA